This is a messenger RNA of Pteropus alecto (black flying fox), 2959 nucleotides long. RefSeq names its product fibroblast growth factor 14 (gene FGF14). NCBI's taxonomy places the organism in Eukaryota, Metazoa, Chordata, Mammalia, Chiroptera, Pteropodidae. The record is from RefSeq and is a predicted model, not a curated record. Gene Ontology annotation, molecular function: growth factor activity; fibroblast growth factor receptor binding. The transcript is spliced from 4 exons. Gene Ontology annotation, biological process: positive regulation of cell population proliferation; cell differentiation; regulation of cell migration. Gene Ontology annotation, cellular component: cytoplasm. The coding region runs from base 353 to 1000 and encodes 215 amino acids.
CUACACAAUGGCAGUCUUCUCUCAGUGAGAUGAAUCCUGCUUUGCCUUCUGCAGACCCACCCAUCCUCAUAGCAAUCAAGUAAAAGGCUAUGGUUUUCUCUUUGGGGAUCUUUUGUGCAUUACUGUUCUCCCUGAUUAGUUCUGGUCUCAGUUGGGAUUUCUUUGCUUUUUUGUUUGGCUUCAUGCUGAAAAAGGAUUUUUCCCCCAACCCUUUGGUAACAAUCCAGUGGUGAUCAAGAGGGAUAAAUCAUUCACCCUGGCCGAAAAAAAACAAUCACUGAGAAGUCUCAAAGAAAUAUACCACGUGAGGGGAAAAAACUGGGAGAAGAUCCGGAAUAUUAUCGUGUUUCCUAUGGUAAAACCGGUGCCCCUCUUCAGGAGAACUGAUUUCAAAUUAUUAUUAUGCAACCACAAGGAUCUCUUCUUUCUCAGGGUGUCUAAGCUGCUGGAUUGCUUUUCGCCCAAAUCAAUGUGGUUUCUUUGGAACAUUUUCAGCAAAGGAACGCAUAUGCUGCAGUGUCUUUGUGGCAAGAGUCUUAAGAAAAACAAGAACCCAACUGCACUGUUCAACCUCAUACCAGUGGGACUGCGCGUUGUUGCCAUCCAGGGAGUGAAGACAGGGUUAUACAUAGCCAUGAAUGGAGAAGGUUACCUCUACCCAUCAGAACUUUUUACCCCUGAAUGCAAGUUUAAAGAAUCUGUUUUUGAAAACUAUUAUGUAAUCUACUCAUCUAUGCUGUACAGACAACAAGAAUCUGGUAGAGCCUGGUUUUUGGGAUUGAAUAAGGAAGGGCAAGUUAUGAAAGGAAAUAGAGUAAAGAAAACCAAACCAGCAGCUCAUUUUCUACCCAAGCCAUUGGAAGUUGCCAUGUACCGAGAACCAUCUUUGCAUGACGUUGGAGAAACGGUCCCCAAGGCCGGGGUGACGCCAAGUAAAAGCACAAGUGCGUCUGCAAUAAUGAAUGGAGGCAAACCAGUCAACAAAAGUAAGACAACAUAGCCAGAUCCUCACAGGUGUUGUGACUUACUCAUCCUGAGCACAGUUGAGUGAUUUAUCCUUGCCAGACUUUUCUGCUCCCGUGGCUGAGGAGCAGCUGGAAGUAAGCGGAUGCUUGCUCUUUGCUGUCUUGAACUUCUUGGUUGCAAGUGGAUAAAUCUCAACCUGUUGCACCCCCCACAAUAAGAAGACACCUGGAUAACCAGCUAAACUCAGACCAUGGAAUGCCCUACCAGAUAUGGAAUGCCUUUUUAAUAUCUUUUCUGUGACCGUGACACUUCAUGUGAAUGACAUACUUCACAAGUACACUCGAUACCUUGCCUGCUGACAGCUACCCAUAAUCCUUUUUGAGUCCUGUUUCAGCGAAAUCCAUGUGUUUAAGUUCAAUUUUGUAGCACACAAAUACUACUGAGUAAUUUCUAGUUAGAAGCUGUAAACCUGUGCUAUUACAGAUUUCCCUUCUUCCCGUUUUUACAGGGCUGCUCGCUCCACUGUCUGUGACCUUUCGCAGGGAUUGUGUUCCUCUAAAUCUUAAACGUUGCAGUUGGCGUAAUUUGGAGAGUGAUCAGGGAAUCAGGAAGCCUUCUAAACCUAUUAUUACAAAUCGCAUCUAUAAAGAUUAAGAGUGUUGUCUCCGGCUCACACUAUCAAUUAAACACACAUAUAUGCUCUAGUCAGUAGCAGAUACUGUGCUCCUGAGGUUGGCGUUGCUGGGGUGAGAAAUGGGUCAAACACAGUCCGUGGGACAUUCUCUACGAUAUGUGUUUGACAUCCCCUCUAGUUUCUUUGUGUGUGUGUGUUUUAUACAUAUCACAAGCUUACUGGUAAUGGUAACAUUUGCCUUGCCCAGCGAGCAAGACCCACUGGUUUUUGAGAAAGUGGGUCCUAAGAACUCUGUAGGCCUUGUAGGCCUGAUUAAGGUUCAUUUUUCAUCUACUAAUCCUCAUUAUUUGGAAAAAAGAAAAAAAAAAUCAAUAAUUACAACCUACAAGAGUUGCGCUACCUAAAUCCAUUUCAGAUAUAAUCCUUCCUGUUUUUAAUGAACGGAACUCAAUGCCAUCCCUGGUUUUGGCUGUGUUCCACUCAUACUCAGCAGAGCAUGGGCAAGGCGGCUGUUGUGUUCUUUUCUGCAGCAGCAAUGCAAACCUUAGUUAUAAAUUAGACUUUAAUAUUUUUGGUGUUUAAUGACAAGUUUUUAAACUGGACACAUUAGGAAAAAAUAUUUUUUUGAGCUCAGCAUGCUGAGUCAGGUACUGUGUAUUUCACCAGUCCAUACCUCUAACUCAGCUUCAUGGGCCCAGGUCACCUAAUGGCUGGAGUAGAGGUGCCUUGCCAUGAUCUCAGAAGGCAGUCUGUUGAAUUAUUCUAGAUAAAAGUAAAGGCAAACCAACAUGUUCAAACAUCAGGUUUUUGGUCCAUUCGACUGAUUUGCUUUUGUUUUAUUUGCUUUUUAAAUUUCUUUUUCAAUAACUUGGAGUUUAGGGAAGACACCUACCAAGAAAGGCCAUGAAUAGUUGACUACACAGCGAAGAAACCAUACAAAAUGUUCAAUAUUGGAUAUAAAGAGUUUCAAAAUGUUUAAUACUAAAUUGUUUGGAAAUAUAUUUGUUAACUCUGUGUAUACUUAAUAAAAUUCAAUGUUUUGUCCUAAGAAGAGUUACUUGAGACCAAACUGAACCUCAUUUAUAGAAAACUAUAUGUGGGAUCAAUAUACUGGCCUCUUGUUAUUAUUUCCAUGUGGAAGGAUGACCCAGUUGUCAUCCCCUCCCUGCACUGUAUUUACUGGGAAAUUAUUUUGUCACUGCUUUUCUAAGUCUCCAUGACAGCCCUUGCCCAGCAUUUUAAAAUAUUGGCCUGCUUAGCUCAUUAAAGAUUUAGUAUAAAUUUAACUGUUUAUGCUUAUUUCAUUUUGGAUUUCAUUUCAUAUUGGAUUCCAUUUUAAUAAAUAAAAAAUUAGCAUAA